GGCAACUCUUAAGUAAAGAGUGUUUUUGAUAGAGACGUAUAAAAAUUGACUAUUACGGUAAAAGAAGCAGAAUUAUUUGUUUAAAUAAAGACCAUUAUGCAAAACGAUUUGCUAAUUGUCUUUCAGAGAUUGAAGUAACAAAAUAAUAAAGUAUACAAUUUUACGUACAGAACUACAAAGGUCAGAAACAACGUAAAAUUCUUCUAAUGAAUAUCGUAAGAAGACCAACGCAACGGGCAAAUCAUCACAUCAAACAGCAGCAGCACCAGAUAGCAGAAGAACAAUUCGCAAAAAGGAAGAACAAAAACAACAUCAUUAUUAUCGUCGGUUCGUCGGUUGUCAACGUUAGAAGAGUAAUCGUCAUCCUGUUGUGUUUGCCAGAAGUGCCAGAGGUAUGGUUGGUUGUUUAUGGUGUUGCGAAGUUUUAUUUUGAAAUAAAAAGGAGCAGCAUAAGCGGCGGCAGUGGCGGCGACAGACAAACACAGGAACGAGAAGACGCAAAAAGCACGCAUAAAAUACUUCAAAGGUGGAGUAGCAGACAUUUUGUGAACAGAUUUUCGCGUUUUGGAAUUUAGGUGUUUAUAAAUAAAAAUAAACACCACAAGACAGACAGGCGGGCAGGCUGGGUGAAGAAACAACAGUCGUAUCGGCGACGUUGAUCAAGCAAAAAACAAAUUAUAAACAACACACAAAGACACAAACAUACGAACGAUGUGUUCUUAUCAACGCUUGCGGUUAUCAAUGCUAGUUUUAGCUUUCCUUACAACUACAAUGUGUGCUUUCGCCAGUGAAGUGGAGAUUUCGAUUUCGGAAAAUAGAAAUGCUGCGGCCGAUUUGAAACAUGAUGGCCAUCACUUGGAGACACAACAAUCGGCAACGGCCACACUCAAAGAUAUAACAGAUGCCGGUGGUGGUGGCGGUGGAGGUAGUGGUGUGGGCAACGGAGUAGCUGGAGUUGUUGCAGACGGCGGCGAUAUAGGUUUAGAACUAUUAAAUCGUUUACGUUUCGAGCCAAGCCAAUUGGAUUUUGGUAUAUGGUCGGUGGGAACCGUACAAUCUCACACUGUGACCCUGGUCAAUCAAAAUCGUAACCGCAGUGUUUAUCUUAGUUCGGUUACGGGACGGACACCAUCGUUCUACAGUAGCCUUUUUGAAGCCAAGACAGUCCCACCGAAUGGCAAUACAACAUUCGAUGUGGUCUUUUUGCCCCGGGAAAAUGGUGCUGUCAGCACAAAUUUACACAUACACACAUCAUUUGGCCAGCUACUGUUAAUGGUGCGGGGCGAAGGACGUGAAUGUCCGUAUAGAUUGAAGCCAUUGGUUGGCAUUAAGGCGCCAUUAAAUGCCACCCUUAUGCCCAUGAUACACAUGUAUAAUCCACACGAGAGAUCAUUGCAGAUAUUGGAGAUCUACAGCAGUGGCGGUCAAUUUCAACUAGAAUUACCAAGCGGAGAUCCAGAAGGACCACAAGGACUGUGGGAAAUACCACCGUACAGUAUGAAACCCAUUAUACGUAUACGUUUUCAGGGCUAUACGGCCGGUAAUCACUCGGCCUAUAUACGUAUAAAAAUAGCCGAACCCCAACAGCAAGGAGAAGGAGAAGAAGAGAGGGGACAUGAAGGUGAAAGUGAGGCAACAUCGACAGACUCAUCGUCUGCCUCAAUGCCUCACACAAAAGAACAAGUCUUGGUAAUACCAGUUGAAUUUGAAAUAUUACCCGAAUAUGGAUUGUAUGCAGUUAAUCCUCUCAUUGAUUUCGGUUAUGUAACCAUUGCCGAAACCACAAAGAAAAAAAUCCUCAAACAAAAACUUUUUCUAAGGCAUUCCAAAAAUCAAUUGGAUAUACAAAAUUUGGAAUUUGAAUCUCUGACGCCGUUAAAGGGGGUCACAAUGGACACGAGUAUGGCAAGUAAUGAUGAUGGUGACGAUGCCGAUGAUGACGGGACAAGUAAUAUAGAUAUCUCAACAAUUGCCUUAGAUCCAAAGGAAGUUUCAGAGCCAGUCACAUAUUUAAAUGAAAAUUUAAAACUGAUACUUAAGCAUAGAACAACAAAAACAGCGGUGCAUACAUAUCACAAUGUGGAGCUUAUAGUACGUGCUCGUAUUUUCAAAGGCUCAUUGCACUAUGAUAAAAAUUCAACCUUGAUAUUGGAUCAAGAAUUAACCCUACCUCGGCCAGCAAAGGCCAAUGACAGUACUGUGGUGCCGGCAUCAUCCUUAGAUGUAAAUGGAAAUCUGGAAAAGCCAAGGCACAUAACGCUGCGCAAUGAUUUUCAAAUUCCAAUACAAAUCUACAAUAUAACAACCAGGUUCAAUGAUAGCUCUAAGCUAAAUUUAUACCUGGAACCCCUGAAAAAUUUGCAAGAAAAUAAUCUGGUACUACAGCCAGGUCAUACAUUGGACUUAACUGUGGCAUUUAGAUUGGCCACCCGCACAGGCGAACAAAAAGAACAACAGGAAGAUCUCAAAGAUCUGAUAAGAAAUUAUAAGACUGCCGUUUAUGUUUACACGAAUAUAACAAAUUUCCAAAUACCCUUUGUUGUAAGUUCUACACGUUUGUUUGUGACCACCCAAACGCUGUCGUUAUGGCGCUCAAAUAGCUCAGUUUAUACCAAAGAAAUACAAUUAAGUUCCGUACCCUUUCGUGAGUUCUCCCACAAGGGUUUUAUUAUUUUGCAAAAUCGCAAUUCGAUACCCAUCAAGUUGAACAAUUGGGAUUUCCAGAAGACAUCGGGUAUCUACUAUGUGGUGAAAUUUGCCGGUUCCGUCCGGGCAAUGGAUAUAAAUGCCAGCAAUGAUUAUACAGUUGAUUUGGAGAAAUGUGAUUACCGGCUGAAUUCCAUAUUGCAGGAGGGAGAUAUUGCCGUUUUUGAGGUUAAUUUGUUGCCAUAUACAGAGUUAAGUACAGCCUAUUUGAACAUAGCCACGACCUAUGAAAAUAUAACCAUAGCCAUUAAGUUCAAUAUUGUUUUUGGCAAACUGGAGGUGGAUCAGGAGAAAUUACAUUUUGCCAAUUGUUUUCCGGGUAAAAUAUGUUCUUCAGAGCUGAGUAUACGAUCCACUUUCAAUCAGCCUAUACACAUGAAAUAUAUAAAUUUUAGUGAUCCAGGUUUGCGGUUUGUUGAUCGAAAUUCCCAAGGUUCUAUGAUUGCCGCCAAUUCCGUAACAACUGUGGGUCGCAUUUACUUUGAACCCUCCGCCUUGUGUGGCAGCCGCUGUUACAUACCCCAGCAAACGGAUGAGGCCACCACCUUUCCCAUCAGUUCACAAGUUGAUAAAAUUCUCAAUAUGCCACAUUUCGAUGAGGUUGAACUGAGAAGACGUACCGAAUUGUAUCGUCACUUUAAAUCCUAUUUUCAAAGUUUGGACUUCACAAUGACGACAAGAGAACAACAGGAUUUCCAGUUAAAUCUUAUGAUUGAAAUACAAUGGCCGCAAUUGAUACCGACGCGGCAAGUCAUACCAACAGUGGAGGUGAAUAAAACCCAAGUAUUUGAGGUGAAAAUUUCAAAUCCCUCCGAUAGGCCCAUACUCAUUGAUUAUUCUCUCGCCGAUCCGAAAUUGGCGAAACAAACACAAAUCACCUUGCCACUGGAGGUGAUUAUUCUAACACCCACGUGCUAUUUGACCGAUAAGGCGGUCUUCUCUUUGGUCAAUCCACCACCCAAGAAACCAAUAUUGAUACCAGGUUUAACAUCCAUACGAGUGCCUAUUACAUUUCGAGCUUCAUCUAUGGGUAAUUAUUGUACCCUCCUGCAUAUACGCAACAAUUUGACAUUGUAUGAAGGUACCUGGAUUAGUGCCAAGGCGGUACAAUCACAAUUUCGUCUGGGGAAUCGAAAACCGGGUUCGCCCACACCAUUGUUGUUUGAAAUUUCGGAGCAGCAAUUGAGGGCAGCAUGUCCUCCCAGGGAGGAUAAACAAGCGGCGAUCGCACAUCCUCAGAUAACAACACGACGUGUUUUCACAGCCCGCAAUUCCGGAGAACUGCCCAUAUGGAUUGAGAGUUUCUGGAUUGGUGAUCAACCCUGCAAGGGCUACGGGUUCCAAAUAAUGGAUUGUAAAAGUUUCGAACUGAAGGCAAAUUCUUCGAAAACAAUUGAAAUUCAAUUUCAAACCGAUUUCACUGCGACACGUAUCACAAAAGUUCUUACGUUGAAAACAAAUCUAACCUAUGCCGUAAAUUAUAAGUUGGUGGCCCAAUUGCCCUCCAAAGGAUUGGAUCAGUGCAGCGCUCUGUUGCCCCGGCCUCCGUGGGAAGGCAAGAUACGUAAUGCCACCAUUAUUAUGCUUAUAAUAACAUUUGUCCUGGUACUCAUUGCCGUUCACAUAGACUAUGGCAAUAUAAUGUAUACCCAAUCAACGCUGUAUGGGGCCCGGGAAAAAGGCACCAUUCAUCCAACUUUUAAUUUAAGAAACAUCGCCAUGCGUCAGAAUAAUAAUGAAAAUACCGCGGCGAAUGUGGAGCUGACGCUGAAAAACAAAAGUGGUUUGAAGAAGCGCAACAUUGGUGGCAAACAACAGAGAAUGACGACCAAUGGUGAGGUGGCGAUAACAUCAUCUUCGACUAGUUCUUCAUUCUCAGCUCUACCCAAUAUGACACUGGCCGAAAUGGUUAGUUGGACUUUUGGUACAAAGACAGGCAAAAAGACAAACAAAAUGAAUAGACCAAGAGAUGCGGCGAGUGCAACACCCACAGCCAAUUCCAGUAACACGAUGAGUGAUGCGAAAACCUGUAAAAAUAAAUUGACGGAAAAAUCCUUGGUGGAAAAAAUGGAUGAAGAUUUGAAGAAGGCACAAAUUUCAAAGAAAGCACCCAAGGCAACUGAAAAAACACCCUCCAAACCAAGUGAAGAAGAAGUCAAAACUUCCAAAGAGGAGCCAGUGGUGAGUAAAGAAAUGAAAAAGGAAAAGCCAGUCAUAAACAAGAGUCCAACGAACAAAACCAUAUCUAGUCCGGAUCAUCAGAUCAGUGCCGCCGCUAUGCCAUCCAAAGAACAAAGAAAGUCAUUGGAUAGCUCAAUACCCACACACGUGGAGCCAAUAACCACACGGCAAGUGAGAACUCCUCCGCCAGUUAUUCAAUCGACCACAUCGCCGGUUUCAACUGCAACAGUGCCUGUAAACAAAGUUAACGCCAUGCCCAUGACGGAGAUAACAAAUCAACAAACCCCCAUGCCAAAGGAGGCCAGCAAUGGUCGUAAGCUGGGUAAAACUCCGGGUCGUGAAAGGCGAAAACAAACAACACAAAAUACCUCACCCACAACCUCAUCUUGUUCAUCGGCCUCCACGUCGUCUUCGUCCUCCAGUUCAUUACCUCAGCAUCCACAACACAAUACAGCCAAACGUUUCGAACGCAAACCCCAAAAAAGUCGAGCCAUGAAUUCUCUUAAAUUUCCCGGACACUCCAUGGGCCAUGCAAAUUCGAUUUAUUCCCAGAUGGCGGCAGCGGCCAAUGACCACAAUGAUCAAACAUUUCAUCAGGAUGUUUUAUCGCCCUGGGACUACAGCAGUCACAUUACAUUUAGUGAUGUUUUGCAACAGACCCAACAAUUUGCCAAUGCCCAGGCCACGGCCAACUCCAAUUCCAAUUCGACAGCAACAACAUUGCUCAAUACCGAUCUAAUGUACGAUGCCAUGUCUCAACCCUCAACGGCAUCCUCUACACCACCGCCACCAUUUGCAAGAGCCGAAAAUUCCGAUGUACCUUCUAGCAAGGCUGAUUUGGGUCCCAUUGGUUCCAGAAAAUCCCCCUCCUCGACUCCUGCCUGGGAGACAAUGAACAGUGCCAUAAGCUUGCAAUUACCGAGGCCAUUGAAUACAACCAUAACAACUACUUCAGCAAUAACUUCCCCUGCUCCUCCUCCUCCUCUUCCUCCACAUCCGUCUACUCUGGCCUAUGAUUUGCAAGGCCAACCCAAUUAUGGUUUAAAUAAUUUAUUAACAGCUCGUCAGACCAUCCAGCAAAUUGCGGCAGCCAAUGCGGCCCAGAAACAGCAGCAGCAACAGCAACAUGAUUUUGAUAUUGCGGCCAAAUUGAGGGCAAUAAAGGCCCAUGAAAUCCUUAGACUACAACAGUUGGAGGAGCAAUUGUUACAACAACAACAGCAGCAGCAACAACAGCAAUUUCUGAAUUACAAUCAAAUGUUAAACAACAACUGGACGACAACGGCUGUAACUCCAAAUCCAGGCUGGACAGCAUUUUUGGGAAAUGGUGUUGGAAAUUUACCCACAUCUCAUCACUCAAAUGGGGAUAUCUUUGGGCCCGCCACAUCCUCUUCGCAAUGGAUUGCACCAGUGCCCAGCAGCAUGGAACAACAUUAUGCCCCGAACCAACAGUUUCCAAUAAAUAUGGAAGCCAACAACACCAUACCCCAUACAAUUGCUGUCACCUCUUCAUCAGCUGCUACCGCUGUUUCAACUUCUGCUUCAAAUAACAACUUAAAUGCCACCACCAACAACAACAACGCAAGUGGCUUAAAUGUUUCUGACAAUAUGCCCAUGUUUAAUUUGUUCGGUGGUUUAAGUUCCAUCUGGAAUGACAAUUGGAACAAUCAACAAGCCAACAACAACAACAACGGCAACACCAGCAAAAACCUUCUGAAUAAAUCGACAACAACAAAAGCUAAUGGCACAAACAAUAGACAAUAGUCAUCAGCUAAGCUAUAUCCGCUAGCAAUGUUUGCCACACGCACACAACUUUUAAAGCCCAAUAACAUUCAGCCUUCAAUCAAUCUUGAGAAUAAAACCUUGCUUAAUGGCGGCAAGACGUUUUUUUCACAAUCACAAUAUUCAACUACGGAUGCAGCAGCGACAGCCCAUGUUUUAAAAUCCUUAACUUCUCAUGAAUACUUGACAUUUUCCAAAAUUUGUUUAUUAUUUUCUUUUUUUUUCAAAUAACCAAAAUCUUUUUUGUUAAUUAAUUUUAAAGUUAUUAAUUUUUUUUUUUCGUAGAGUUUUACAUACAUACUGUAAAAUCCUUGGGAUUUUCUAAAAACAAAAAGGAUUAAUAUUGUUUUGUGUUUUGUUUUUUUCUUUUUUAGAAAUCCUCCUUCUCCCUCCCAAAUAAAACGAAGAAGAAGAAAUACCAAAAAACUUAAGCCAACAAAUAACAAUUUAUAAAUAAAAAAAGGAUAUACUUUAAGUAAUUUAACAAACGUUUAACCAAAACUCCCUUUCCACAAUUCUCAAUUUACACUGUAUUACACACCGAACUAAUUUAACGUUUUUUUUUAAUUUUAUUCAUAACAGCCCACCACCCCCGAUGGUGGUGUCCAGAACAAAUGAUGAUGAUAAUAAUAAACAAAAGAAAUACUCAAAUGAAUAAUUUCAAAAAAACAAAUUGGAACAAAAAAUUCAUAGAUUUGUUUUUCAUUUUAAUGAUCUGUAAAAAAUCGAAAUUUUUAUUAUUUUUUUCUUUGAGGCCAGAAAAAUGCCAUUGUUUUCUUUAUUUUUUUUUAAAUACUUGUUUAAAUAUUUUGGAAAUUGAAAUUGUUAUUUUUUUUUUAAUUUUUAUUUCAACAUUUAAAAAAAAUGUUACAAAAAACCUAAGCCAACAAAAAAAAAUUCAAAAUUGUUUUCAAAAGUUUGUUCUUUAUUAUUGUUUGUUUUUCCUCUUUGUUUUACCAUUUUAUUCUAACUAUUUUCCAGCUGAAAUAUUUACAAAAAAAAAUAUUUUUUUUCAACCAGAGGAUGAAAAUCUAUUUAAAUAUGAAUAAAAAAAGAAACCAAGCAAAGAUGCAUUCAAAAACCUCUAAAAGGUUAACAGAAGAUAUCCGUGGAAUUUUACUUUGUUUUUUGAUCAAGUUUUGGGGGG
Messenger RNA from Musca domestica (house fly), 7816 nucleotides. RefSeq names its product transmembrane protein 131 homolog (gene Tmem131). The record is from RefSeq and is a predicted model, not a curated record. Gene Ontology annotation, cellular component: membrane. NCBI's taxonomy places the organism in Eukaryota, Metazoa, Arthropoda, Insecta, Diptera, Muscidae.